Molecule: messenger RNA, 732 nt
Organism: Melanaphis sacchari
Lineage: Eukaryota; Metazoa; Arthropoda; Insecta; Hemiptera; Aphididae
Gene: Taf13
Product: transcription initiation factor TFIID subunit 13
Exons: 4
Coding region: 210-620 (136 amino acids)
Biological process (GO): transcription by RNA polymerase II
Cellular component (GO): transcription factor TFIID complex
Molecular function (GO): protein heterodimerization activity
Source: RefSeq, a predicted model, not a curated record
AUUAAAACUCACAAAUUUUGACAAUCUUAAAUUCUUAAACAUCAUUAAUUAAUAAUUUAAAAUUUUAAUCAAUAGUGAAUUCUUAUCUCAUUGAUUCUUGUUAAGAAGUAAACAAUUACAAAUUUACAAAUCAAAACAAGUCGUAAAACAACAUUAAAUUAAUUUGAAUGGUGUUAAAUUUUUAAAAAAUUGUGUGUGUUAUUCUUGAAAUGGCUACUGAAGAUGCAUUCGAUCAGUUUGACGAAGAAGAACAACAAGUAGAAAGUCAAUCAUUUACAAAAGCUGGUCGAAAGCGACUUUUUUCAAAGGAAUUGCGUUGUAUGAUGUAUGGUUUUGGUGAUGAUGAAAAUCCAUAUACUGAAAGUGUUGACAUACUUGAAGAUCUAGUGAUUGAGUUUAUCACAGAAAUGACUCAUAAUGCUAUGGAAAUAGGACGAUCUGGACGAGUUCAAGUAGAAGAUAUUGUAUUUUUAGUGAGAAAAGAUGCAAAAAAGUAUGCUAGAGUCAAAGAAUUAUUAAUGAUGAAUGAAGAAUUGAAAAAAGCACGUAAAGCAUUUGACGAAGGAAAAUUUGCUGGUAAUGAAGUCCCAAACAACAGUAAUACUAGUAUCAAUAAAUAAUGAAUGAGACUUUGUUCGAUUUAUAUUUAUUCGUAUUACUUAAUAUGUACUUUUACAUUAAGUAACAUUGAAUGCUUUACUUUUUAAAUAACUUUUAAGCAUUAUAACAUUG